GACAACCAUGUUCACAUGAUCACACGCUCCCUCCUCUCGGUCUCGGCUGCAUAAAUAGACCCCGUACGUCUAGCUGCUGUUAUCGUUCUCCUCUCCCCCGUGCCUCCCGGUCGACACUCGAUCGAUCCACAGCUACCGGCCGGCGGCCGGACCACAGCCAGUCCGCUCUCGCUCUCUCCCUCCGUGGUCACAGCCACCACGUACGGCACCACUGCCAGCCGCGCCGGUGACCGAUCGAGCGAGAGCUUCUCCAUCCACCACCAGUCUCAACUCAAUCCCCUCCCUGCGCACGCGCGCGCGCCAUUCAUGCCGUCGUCGCCGGCUCCUCCUCCUCCUCCUCCCCAUGGCGAGGGCGUCGCGAUGAUUGUGUGCGCCGGCGCCGCCGUGUGCUGCAUGUGCGGCGACCACGGCCUGGCGGGCGAGCUGUUCCGGUGCAGGUGCUGCCGCGCCCGGCUGCAGCACAGCUACUGCAGCGACCUGUACCCGAGGGCGGCCGCGUACAGGCGCUGCAACUGGUGCCUGCGGCUGCGGGAGCCGGCUGACAACAACAAGCCCGAGGAGAAGCGCAAGACGACCGCGCCGGCGCCGGUGCCGGCGUCGGACGAGGAUCAGCGGCGGCAGCGCCACGAGGUGUGCUCCCCGUCCCCGCGGAGGAGGUCGCGGUCGCCGCCCGCGGAGCUCGCCGGACACCACCCGGUGAAGAAGAAGAAGCACAGGGCCGAGGAGAAGAAGACGUCGCAGCCGGCGCCGGCGCCGGCCGCGGGGAAGAAGGAGAUCAUUAUUAUCGCUGGUGCCGGUGGCGGCAGCAAGGACGAGGAGGUGAUGCGGGCGGGGACCAAGGCGCGGGUGAACAGGGUCAGGGUGCGGCGGUACAAGCUCCUCACUGAGGUCAUCAGCUGCUAAUUAAGCUAUUACUCCUACCGACAAAUUAGCAUCAAGGAUUAUAUAAUCAUGUAGUACAAGAAGAUGAACGAAUCGGUGGAUCCAUCUCUACUACUCCGGCCGUAACGGAGUCGAUGUGUACAUAUAUACACCGAGGGUACAGUUUUGUGUAAUAAUAAUAAUAACAAGCAGCAUGCAUGUAUCGUGCAAGGUGCUGCUGCUAUAGUGAGUGGACGGGGGUUGUUCCUAAAGUUUAGUUCUUGUCACAUCCAAUAUUUGACACUAAUUUAGAGUAUUAAAUAU
Sorghum bicolor (sorghum) is the source of this 1185-nucleotide messenger RNA. RefSeq lists its product as uncharacterized. Lineage: Eukaryota; Viridiplantae; Streptophyta; Magnoliopsida; Poales; Poaceae. The record is from RefSeq and is a predicted model, not a curated record. The coding region runs from base 307 to 903 and encodes 198 amino acids. The transcript has a single exon.